Molecule: messenger RNA, 843 nt
Organism: Eucalyptus grandis
Lineage: Eukaryota; Viridiplantae; Streptophyta; Magnoliopsida; Myrtales; Myrtaceae
Exons: 1
Coding region: 1-843 (280 amino acids)
Source: RefSeq, a predicted model, not a curated record
AUGAAACGCAAGUUCUCUCGCUUCUGCAAGGACGUGAAAGCCAUUGCCGCCUUCGUCUCUUCGCGUACUCGCAAUUCGGCUUCGAGAAGCACCACCAUCUCUCCUUUGCUUCCGAAUGCGUCGGCUUCGUUUGUUCCUCCUUUACCGGCUUCACUCAAAAACGGUCAUCAUAUUACUUCUCUUGCUCCUCCUACUUCACUUCCUAGUUCACUGCGAACUCGAACCAAUUGGGUUUACGAAACCGCUCUUCCCAAUCACCACCACCUCACCACCACCCUCUCCUGGUACACAACACCCACCGGUCUCCACGAACUUCUUGUUAGUCUUCACAUCAUUGGCGGCGAUGACCCAUGUACUCUCUUCAAGUACAAAGUCUGCAUAAACCCCAGCGUCUCUGAGCGGAACAGAGGCCGGGAACUCACAAAGUACGAGAGCGCUGAAAUAGCAGUCGUCUGGGAUUUCUCCCAAGUUAAGUACGACACGGGACUGGACCCCGUCGAGGGGUUCUCUCUUCUGGUCCUUGUGGACUCACAAGUAGCUUUUCUUCUCGGGGAUGUCCCGAAACAGUGUACCACGGUGUUGCAAGCGCUCGAUUUCUUUCUUGUUUCGCGAGCAGAGUGUACAUUGGCCUACAAAGGCGAAAGGCUCCAUGGCAUCGAGGCUCGGCUCACCAGAAAUGGGCCAUUCGACGAUGUUCUGAUACAAUGCAGUGGAGUGGAGACGGAGGGUCUGGAGGAGAAUCCAGCGCUGUCUGUUCAUAUAGGGAAGCAGCCUGCAUUGAAGGUGAGGAAGUUGCAUUGGAACUUCAGGGAAUGCAAACGAAGAUUUUGGCGGAUGGCUUGA